AGAAGUCGAACAUCUAUUUCACUUCGAUAAUACGUGAGAGAAACACGAAAGAUAAUUGUACGUUGCUUCACGCUCAUCUCGCGUUCGAAACUCGUUGAGAGAUGUAACGGAGAGAGAAGUGUCAGUGGCAUUCGAUAUACAAUGCAAGAAGAUAUAUUUCCAGCAGCAGAGAAAAUCCUUUCCGAUAUCGAGAACAUCCUGAAGAAGGAUUCCUCUGUAAAGACAUUUGAGAUUAUACCUGCGGAGGACAACGAGAACAAGUCGCCGGUGUUUCAUCAGGAAGAAUGUUUGGGUUUAGCGUCGUGGUGCGUGCAACCACUUUAUUGCUACGUACAUCGUCGUCUGUUCGAACAUCGUCGAAAUAAACAUAGACGAGAGGAUCCAAGCAACGUUGCUAGAUGGCUGUUAGGCGCGUUGCUUUUAAAUCCAGACGUAUCGACGUUCUGGAAUAUGAGAAGAGAAUUGGUCAAAAGUUACAAAUUGGACGUUACCGAGGAAUUAGAUUUCACACGAUUGGUACUAUAUAAAAAAGCAAAAUGUUUCGAAGCGUUCGCGUAUCGUCGUUGGUUGUUACCAUAUGUAUUAGAUGCCGAAGGAAAGAAUUACGAUCCCGUGCCAACGGAAUCACCGUUGUGUAUAGAAAUGGACAUUACUAGUACAUGCGCCGAUAGAUACGCGACUAAUUAUCAUGCCUUCAGUCAUCGUAGAUACGUUAUGGCUCUUAAGGAAUCUCGUGGAUAUACGUAUCCUAAUUUCGAUAGCGAAUGGAAGAGUACCUUAGCAUGGUGCCAAUCAAACGUAUCCGAUUACAGCGGCUUUUGUUACCGACAAUAUCUUUUGGAGAAGUGCCUGCUUGAAACCGAUACGAAUACUAAGAGUAAUAUCUUCAAAUGUAUUAAGAUUAACGAGUAUCGAUUACGUUCUCAAUUGGUAAUGGAUUACGUUGCCGGCUUGGUCGUUACUUCUAACGAUAAUAAUUCUCAAAGUAAUAAAACUAACGAAGAUUCGACGGCCGAACAAGGUCCUACGCUUCAAACUCUCGAUUUGCUUCAUGGUAAAGCACGACCCACCGCUACUAGCGACGAUAUUGUUACUGGUAACAAUAGUAGUAACAGCAAUAGCAGCAGCACCAGCAAGAGCAUUGGUCACAGCAACAGCAAUAGUAUUGCUACUACUACUUGUACUACUAGUUCUAUUACUACUACUACUACUACUACUACUACUACUACUACUACUACUACUACUACUACUACUACUACUACUACCUCGCAACUCGUACCCUGGCAAACAUGUUUCCAAGCUUUGUCCUAUUGGGUAGAGGAAUGUAGGCUCAAUGAAGAUUUAAUUAGAAUGUACGACGAUCACGAAACUCUUUGGUAUCAACGUAGAUAUCUCGCUCAUAUUCUUACACGUCUCAUCGAAUCCUAUAGAAUGUAUUCCUAUUAUAAGUCUGAAAUAAUCGUUGAUCCUCGUCAUCGUAUCAUGCCAAACGAAUAUGGUAACGUCGAUGAAAUGACCGAUGACAAAAGCAAAAUCAAGGCUCUUCUUGUUCAAGCUUUCUUAAAUCGUACUCGUGAUAUCGUCGAGUUAGCCAUGAAACGUGAUACCCACGAGAAACUCGUUGUCGACAAAUUCCUAAGAUAUUUAGACGACAUUGGUCUUAAGCUUUGAAUUAUUUUUCGCUGUCCUGUAAU
Messenger RNA from Vespula pensylvanica (western yellowjacket), 1694 nucleotides. RefSeq lists its product as uncharacterized. Gene Ontology annotation, molecular function: protein prenyltransferase activity. The record is from RefSeq and is a predicted model, not a curated record. The coding region runs from base 142 to 1671 and encodes 509 amino acids. NCBI's taxonomy places the organism in Eukaryota, Metazoa, Arthropoda, Insecta, Hymenoptera, Vespidae. The transcript is spliced from 2 exons. Gene Ontology annotation, biological process: protein prenylation. Gene Ontology annotation, cellular component: cytoplasm.